GAGCGAGAGCGCUGAAUUCCAGCCUCCAAAGAGCCGGAGUCAGGGCUCAAACUUUACGCACAAGUUUCCCCCAGGAGCAGACCAGCGCUGCGAGGUCAGAGACGCAAGGCUGAACUGCAUCUGAAUUUCUCAUCUGGAAUACUAUCUAGCCCGAAGAGACUUUUAUUUUGAAGAACUGACUUCAGAUUUUUUUUUUUUUAUUUUUUUUAUUUUUUUAACCUUUAAUGCAAAAUGGACAACCAGAGGGUAAUAUUAUUUCUGUGCUGGGUGAGUCUGUGCAUGGACAUCUGUUUCAGCCAGGAAGACUGCACAGGCGUGGACUGUCCCGAUCAGCAGAACUGCUUAGAGAGUGUUUUAGAGAAAGGUGCCUGCUGUCCCACCUGCACACAAAAGGGCUGCACCUGUGAGGGCUACCAGUACUACGACUGCAUCCAAGCAGGCUUCCGGAGGGGGAAAGUCCCAGAGGGGGAAUCUUACUUUGUGGAUUUUGGAAGCACUGAAUGCUCCUGUCCACAGGGAGGGGGGAGGAUAACCUGCCAUUUUAUCCCCUGCCCUGAAAUUUCCCCCAACUGCAUAGACAUCGCACAACCUGCAGAUGGAUGUCCUCAGUGUAGACGAAUCGGCUGCACCCAUGGCAACAAGAAGUAUGAGGCAGGACAUUCCUUUCAUCUAAAUAAGUGCCAGGUUUGUCACUGUCCCAAUGAAGGUGGAAGGUUAAUGUGUUCACCUAUACCUGGCUGUGACCUCCGCAGUCCUAAUAAGCCUGUGCAGGGUACCACCACUGAAAACAACAACCCUUUGAGAGACAUUAACACUCGUCAUGAUGGGCAACAAACGACUCCAGUUGGACCAUUUUCCAAACUGGCACUUGGAAACACUCUGCCGCUGUACAAACAGGACCCACCCAGUUUUGGCAGAGGGGAUUAUGACUACACACUAGCAGGGCCAACGUCUGCCACGAUCCAAAAUUUGGCCCAAGCACUGGAAUCUACUACACCACCCCCAUUUUACCCAGAGUCAAGCGCCACUUCCCUCAGCUCCCAGGAUUACAGGAGGCAGGAGUUAAGAGACAAACGGAAAAGCUCUCAUCCAGAGAGGAGCAGUGAGGCUGAGGUCACACAUGACAUGGAUCCAACCACUGCAAGAGCUCAAAGUGAAACAUCAACAUCGGUUAUGACAACUACUCAAAGAGUGGCCACAGAGAACCAACAGGAAGUCAGUGACAGACCCACGAGACAUAAUGGUGACAGAAACAAAGCUGUUAAAGACACAGCUCGUACAAACAAGGGGGCCAGACACUCCAAACAUAGUCAUAGUCAAAGCAGUCGCACAGGGAGUCAUGGAGGCACCCGAGCUGCUGGCCAUAAGGAGCAAGAUAAAGUGACUUUGGAGCGGAGGCAGCAGUCCACUAAGGAAGGGCAGGGAUCGUACCCAAAACUACAGUUCAGUCCAACCAACAGAGCCCCAGUCAGGAUGGACGAUGGAGGGCAGCCUCAAAGACAACCGCAAACCCUUCAUACCUACUACUCUCAGGAGGCAGGUGAAGAUCCUGAAGUGUCUGCUGAGGAGCUGGUGACAACCUGCUGUGAGACAGGAGAGAAAUGGGCUUCAGCAAAUGGUCACUGCAACAACAUGGAGCCACCCACAAGAGAUAGACAGUCCAUCUGCUGGACUGCCCAACAACAGUGCUGCCUUGGGUCCCUGAGAGAAAAUCAGUGUUCAGCUGGAAUAAAUGCAGCCAGAGCAGGAAAUAUGUGUCGAGAUGCCAACGAUAAAUGUGGAAUCAAUUCCUACAAGGAGUGCUGUGACUGCUGCUCUCUGGGGUUGCACUUCCACAGAGAGGGGCAUCACUGUGAUGCCCACCAGUACCUGGGCUUCCACUGCAGACACGUCUUUCUUACCUGCUGCGAGGGGGAGGGGAGCAGAGAUGGGACUCAGGACGGCUGGUACCCUGUCAGAGAAAGGCCUGCUGUCGAUCCAACGGCGGCGCCAAAAAAAGUAUCUGACAGUCCGUACCCUAAAGAGGCGUUCUCCAUCGGUGAAGAGCAGGACCGGGAGAAUGCAGUGGAAGUGGAGGACAUGGAUGAGUGCCAGAUUCAUGAUAUAUGCCACCACAGAUGUAUCAACAUGCCAGGCUCUUUCCGGUGUGAAUGCUUCCCUGGAUAUGUGCUGCAGGCGGACGCUUUCACUUGUGCCCAAGAGGCGACGUACGAUGACAACGGGCUGAAGGAGGACAGCGGCGCAGCAGUGGAGCCCACUUCAACACUUCCACCCCCCAACCAGCCCCCUGUCCCUCUCAACCCCUGUGAAGGGAACAGCCCAUGUGAGCAUCACUGUGCCUCAGUGGGGGGAACGCCACAGUGCUCCUGUUUCCCAGGAUUCUCACUGAUGGCUGAUGGACACUCCUGCGAGGAUAUAAAUGAGUGUUUGUCUGCGCAUGUCUGCCAGCCGAACGAACGCUGCAUGAAUACUGCUGGGAGUUAUAUCUGUCAGCGACUGAUCACCUGUCCCCCGGGACACCAGAUCAACAACGACAUCUGUGAAGAUAUCAACGAGUGUGUGCAGCAGAGUCACAACUGUGGACCUGGCUUUGACUGCGUGAAUACCGAGGGCUCGUUCAGGUGCAACGCCAAACCUCAAUGUCCUGUGGGUUAUAGCCGAGAUUCACAGGGCAGCUGCAUGGACAUUGAUGAGUGUGGUGCUUUGGCCCAGCCGUGCAGUCUGGGAUUUAACUGCAUCAACACGGUGGGAUCGUACAUGUGCCAGAGGAAGAUCAUAUGUAGCCGUGGCUAUCAUGCCAGUCCUGAUGGAUCCAGAUGUAUCGAUGUGAACGAGUGUCAGAGCAACCUGCACCGUUGUGGGGAGGGCCAGCUGUGCCACAAUCUGCCUGGUUCCUAUCGUUGUGAAUGCCAGACAGGCUAUCAGUUCGAUUCAUUCAGAAAGAUGUGUGUCGAUGUGAAUGAGUGCUGGCGCUACCCAGGCCGCCUGUGUGCCCAGACCUGCGAGAACACCCCAGGCUCAUAUGAAUGCACUUGUACCACUGGUUUCCGCUUAUCCGGUGAUGGCAAGAACUGUGAAGACGUUAAUGAGUGUUUGGCCAGCCCGUGCAGUCAGGAGUGUGCCAACAUGUACGGCUCCUACCAGUGCUACUGCAGACAGGGCUACUACCUGAGGGAGGACGGGCACACCUGCGAAGACAUUGAUGAGUGUUCCCAGAGCAUCGGCCAUCUUUGCACUUAUAAGUGCGUGAAUGUCCCCGGCAGCUACCAGUGCACCUGUCCUGAAUAUGGAUACACAAUGUCUCCAAACGGACGCUCAUGCAGAGAUAUUGAUGAGUGCACCACAGGGGCCCAUAACUGCUCUCUAAGCGAGACCUGCUACAACAUCCAAGGAGGGUACCGCUGCCUUUCUCUCAACUGUCCGCCAAACUACCGCAAAGUGUCUGACGCCCGCUGUGAGCGUAUCAACUGUCUCGACUACCUGGAGUGUCAAAACUCUCCUCUGAGAAUCACCUACUACUACCUCAGCUUCCAGUCAAACAUCAUCAUCCCAGCGCAGAUCUUCCGCAUCGGACCGUCUCCAGCAUAUGCAGGAGACAACGUCAUCGUCAGCAUAACCCAAGGAAACGAGGAAAACUACUUCAGCACCCGGAAGCUGAACGCCUACACAGGUGCUGUGUACCUGCAUCGACAGGUUGAGGGUCCCAGAGAUUUCUUGAUCACUGUGGAGAUGAAGCUUUGGAGACAAGGGGCGUUCACCACGUUUCAGGCCAGGAUCUAUGUCUUUAUCACAGCCAGCUCGCUCAGUUAGAGACGAAGCCUUUUCAGACUUUUCAAAUCACUAUUUAACAAUGUCAUAAAGUAUAUCACUGUCUUCUAGGGUCAGUUUGAGUUGUUAAUAUUGCUAAUGUUAUGUUGAAGUUCAUAUAAAAAAACGUUACGUUAAAAUGGUGGAAUACUCUCAGAGAAUAUGUUUUUUUUUUUUUCACUGUACUUGCAUAAUAUAAAACCCUAUAAUUUUAAACACAGCCCUUUAUAAUUAAAAUUCUGGACUUGAAUUAGGAGUGAAACAAUACACUCAACUCGAUACAUUAUCUAUCACAAGAAAGAGUUUGCAAUAUAAUAUUAUCCUAAUUUUUACAUUUAUUUUUGGUUUUUAAGCCUUAAUUCAGAUUGGGGAGUGGAUAGAUUCAGAAUUGGGAGAGAAAAUGGGAAUGACAUGCAAAAGAGCCACAGGCUGGAUUUUGGCCACAUGUCAAAUAUUUAAUGGAGAAAAAAAUAAAUUCUGUUUUAUUAUUAUUAUAUUAUUUAAUUUCAGUUCUAUGACAGUAAAAUGACAAAACAUAAUUUUCGUCUCUGCUUCUCUUUUCCUUAGCUAAAUGCAGAGAGCUCCCUCAGAUGGCUAAAAAUAGUAUUGCAUUUUUUUUCUCUUACCAAUUUAAAUUGUUCUUUUUUCGUUUUGAUUUUUCAUUGCAUUUUAAGGAAUUAUUACAUCCUUGAUGUGCAGUGCUCAAAAAAUUAAUUUAAAAAAAUGCAGAAUAUUUUCAAAACCAGUUAAAAUUUAAUUCGGAAGAAAAAAUUGUUGUAAUUUGGAAAUAUUCAAUUGCCAUUAAUUCAUAAAAAUAUCAACAUUUUUAUGCAGCUACCAUUUUAUCUUGAAAUUUCACUUUUUUAGUACUUCAUACUGGUUCCUGGUUAUAAUACAUUACCACUGUCAGACAGUGUUUGUAGGUCACAUUUUGAAACAUGCUUUCUUCUGCUAUAUAACAGAAGAAGAAGAAAGCAUCAAUGUAAAGUGGCACAACUGUAGGGUUACAGAUUACAGAGAUGCUAAGACAUGGAUAAAGAUGAUAUCAAGGGGAAUGCCAACAAAACACCACAUCUGCUUUAAUUAAAAGCUGCUGUUUUGUCUCCUGCUCUACAAAUACAUUUUAAAAUCAGAAUCUUUUGUUAGUUGUAUAUUUACUCAACCAAAGCACAGAGCUAAUUAGGAGGACAAUGUGGCUGCACAUCAUCCAGUGGGAGGACGAGCUCUGUGGGAUCCUGUAUCCUAACAAGUGUUUCUGUAGUUAGCACUGAAUUACAUCUAACUUAAACAUUAUGUUCACCUUAUCAAAACAAAGUUAGAUCGUUUCAGGGCUACCAUGAAAGUUUGACUUACUCAUUUUUUGUUAAGUUCAUACCCACAGAGAAAAUGUUUUUAUCGCUUACAAGGAAACUUAACCAGGUGGCAAAAGAUAGAUUAAAAUGUCUGGUUGGGCCAGACUUUUAUAACACAUAGACCAUUUUCUGAUCAGGUAUUAAUGUAUGAUCUUUUGUCAAAUAAUAGUAAUGACUCAUUGUAGGACAUCACAGCUUUUUAGCAUUAGAGUUUAAAAAUCUGUGUUUGCAGCCUACAGGUGAGGAAAAAUGAUUUAUUCUGUCCUAUUCUAUUAAUUCAGUACUUAUCAACUUAAACGGAUAUUUCAGUAUUUUUGCAGUUGGGUCUGAGAUACUUGGCAAUAAUGGCAUUAUCCUUCAGUGAUUUCAAAGAGCACUGCCCCUUUAAACAGGAGGCACUAAAGGAAGCUAGGCUGUACUAUGUAGCAGACGGGUAUAGUUUCACUGCAUACUUUAGUUGGUUUAAGAUAAAGAUGGGCCAGAUAACAAUGCUGGCUCAACUGUACACUAGAUUGCAAAUUUGUGGAGGGUUUAAUUUUUUUUAACCCAGAAAGCCUCUGUGUUUGCAGUGUUUGGCAAUGUGACCUUCAGCUACUGGCUAUGUGUUUUUCUGCCUUUCAAACAUUUUCGAUACGGCGUAAAAAUUGAGUCAACAUUGUUUGGGGGUUUUAAGCCCAUUUUUCCUUAAACUUGCCAAAUUACACAGUGAAACUGUACCCAUCUGCUAUGCUGUUAGCCUAGCUUUUCCAAACGCAUCCUGUUUGUUCAUUGAAAUCACUGGAGGCUAAUGCUGCUACUAUUGCAAAGUACCUCACACAACCCAACUUAGAAAACACUGAAACAUCCCUUUAAGAAUCUAUCAAUUUCUGUCAACACUGUUGCAUUAAUAUCACUAAAGCAGUCUGUUCAACUUGUCUUAUCAUGUAAUAAAACAGAUUGAUUCCCAAGUUGAAAUUUCUGCACCAUCACGCUAAAUCUGUAAGCCCGGGCAUGCAUACUUUCCAUUAUGCAAAUUCUAAAUGGACUUUUCUAGUCAUUCGACUACUCAAAGCACUUUUACACCACAGGGCCCUGUCCAUUCACACCCUUUUAUUCCAUUCACAACACUAACAACAGAGGUUGCUAUGGAGAAUUGGCCAUCACUAUUAGCUAAUCUUAUUCACAGGCAUCCAUACCUAUUUACACGCCACUGACGAAGCAGUGAGAAUCAAACCAUCAACCUUCCAAUUGCAGGACUAUCGACUCUGCCUACUGAUCCACAGUCACCCCAUUGCUAUAUGUAUUAGCACCAAGCUAACAAGCUCAGAUGGACAUCCCCAUUCUUCUUGGGGAAAUUUGUAUAAAUGCAGAUUACUUUUGAGCUGUAAUUUACCAUAAACAAUGAAGAUGUUUAUUUUACAGUCACAAUGAACUAUCUCCUUUUUAAUAACAAGAUGUAAGUGACGCAUAAAGACAAUAACCUCCAGCCUCUGCUUUUCAUUUCCUACUUAGAGCCUUAUAUGCCACUUUUCUGCUCAUAUCAUCCUGUUAUUAUAUGCCAUGUAAUUUAAAACACUGUGGUGAAAUCAGAAGAACAUGUUAUGUAGAAGAAGUCUCUAUCACAGUGCACUGAAAACUCGAUUCUACUUCUCUGUGCUGCUGUUUCUGUUGAAGUAUUUUAUAUUAUAGAAUUUUAUAUUACUCCUCAUGUUGUAUUUUUGUAUCAGACACAUUAUGGAUGGAUGUAUCAUAUUUUUAAUACUAGAUUCUUACGCUAAAAAUAUUUUAGUAAAAUAUUUCAAAAUAACA
This is a messenger RNA of Cheilinus undulatus (humphead wrasse), 6947 nucleotides long. RefSeq names its product fibulin-2-like. Gene Ontology annotation, molecular function: calcium ion binding. NCBI's taxonomy places the organism in Eukaryota, Metazoa, Chordata, Actinopteri, Labriformes, Labridae. The transcript is spliced from 17 exons. The record is from RefSeq and is a predicted model, not a curated record. Gene Ontology annotation, cellular component: extracellular region. The coding region runs from base 232 to 3810 and encodes 1192 amino acids.